Molecule: messenger RNA, 2409 nt
Organism: Entamoeba dispar SAW760
Lineage: Eukaryota; Evosea; Mastigamoebida; Endamoebidae
Exons: 1
Coding region: 1-2409 (802 amino acids)
Biological process (GO): anaphase-promoting complex-dependent catabolic process; metaphase/anaphase transition of mitotic cell cycle; protein K11-linked ubiquitination
Cellular component (GO): anaphase-promoting complex
Molecular function (GO): molecular adaptor activity
Source: RefSeq, a predicted model, not a curated record
AUGAACCAAAAUAUUAAUUCUCUUUUAGAAAAUGUUAUUCAAUUAGUUAGUGGAAAUGAAAUUCAUAAUAAUAUCAUUAAACAAUUUUAUCAAUUAGUUAAUCAAAAUGUAGAAAAUAAAUUAAAUAGUUUAGUUAAUGUUCCUUUAGAUAAUUUAGUAUGUGAAACUAAUAAUGCUAUUAAUCAUUUAUUAAGUCCUAUAUUUCAUUUUCUUCUUCCUUUUCUUACUUCAACAACAAAAGAACCAGAAAUGAAAUUUAAUGAUACUAUUUUAACUUAUUUAAAAAGAUUUGAUUUAAUGAAAAAUGAAUUACCUGUUUUACCUUUACCUCAAAAAGAACAUUUUAAAGAAGUUUUAGAUCUUCUUGAUGUAAGUAAAAGAAUUAAUAUUAAUAAUGAAGAUAUAGAAGAAUAUAAUCUUAAAUUAAUUUCUUUAAUUAAUAAAAAAAUUUCUCUUCCUUCAGGUAGAAAUUUAUUAUAUUUUAAUCAAAUUGAAAUUGAUGAAGAUGAUAUUGUUAUAGAAGGAACUAAUAACUCAAUUCCAAUUCCUUAUAUUCUUUCUACUCAAACAAAAGAUAUUAUUGAAUUUACUAAUGCUAUUACUUUUGGAUUAUGUGGAUCAAGUACAAUAGAUAUUGAUACUCAUUUAGAAUUAGAUCCUAUUUCUGUUGGUAAAUUUUUUGGUAAAUGUCUUCGUGGUGGAUUUAUGCCACUUGAAAAAGAUUUUCUUUUUAAAACAUUAACUAUGCAAGAUCAACGUAUUGAUGCUGCUGUUUUAUUAGGAUUAAUUAUUCAAUUUAGAUUAACAAAUAAUCCUAUUAUAGAUGAAAUUAGUCAAAUUAUACUUAAUACUUCAUCUAUUGGAUCUCCUUCAUUAGAAAGUCAAAGUCUUGCAUUAAUUACAUUAGCAUUUAAUUCACAAUCUAAUCCUUCAAAAGAUAAAGAUAAUAUUAUUAUUUCACAUUUAUGUUCUCCUUUACCAACAAAUACUAUUGGAUUUCAUCAUAUUUGGUCUUCAUGUUUUGCACUUGGUUGUCUUCAUUUUAAUAAAGGAUUAGAAUUUAAUCAUAUUGAAAUAAUGAAAAGAUUACUUUUUGGAACAUAUUAUUCUACAUUACAACAAUAUUGUAAUCCAAUUCAAUAUCAAGAAAGUUUUAAUGAAAAUUGUAUUUAUAAUAAUAGAGUUAGUACUUUAGUUGGAAUACCUUCUUCUUGUAUUUGUUUAGGUCUUUCUUAUUUUAAUACAUUUAAUAAAGAUAUUAUUCAACUACUUACUAUUGAUGAUUCAUUAAAAGAAAUAGCAAAUUCAAGACCAGAUGAUAUUUUUAUAAGAAUUUUAUCAAUCUGUCUUAUUAAGUUUGAUUCUAUUUUACCUUCAAAAGAAUGGAUUUAUUCAAAUAUUCCUCAAAUUCUUAAAACUAAUAAAUUUUCUGUAUUUGAAAUAAUGAAUUCAAAAUUUGCUAUUGUUUCUGCAUGUUGUUAUGCUAUUUCAUUAAGAUAUGCAGGUACAUUAAGUAAACCAGUAAAACAUUUAUUUAUUCAUUUUUUAAAUAAAUUAACAUCAAAUUUAAAUUGUGCAAUUUCAACUAAAAAUAAAAAAACUCGUUUAAAUAUUCCUCAUUUCGAUAGAUAUCAAAAAAUUAUUCUUCUUUCUUUAAGUAUUGUAAUGGCAGGUUCACAAGAUACAGAAGUAAUGGAUUUACUUAAAUCAAUUUAUCCUAUUGUUGAUGAAUAUUUAACUUAUGGUUCUUAUUCUAUUUUAUCUACUUCUAUUGGUCUUAUUAAUGCUGGUUUUGGUGAAUAUUCAAUUGAACCAUCAAAUGAAAAUAUUCCAUUAUUAAUUGCUUCCUUUUAUCCUUUGUUUGAACCUUCCUUUAAUAAUAAUAUAAUUUAUCCAAAAUAUCUUCAAUAUUUAUCAGUUGCUACUUUAAAGAAAAGAAUGUAUUAUUCUUAUAAUUAUACUACAAAACAAUAUGAAAAAUGUAAUGCAAAUCUUAUAUUGUCUUUAUCAGGUCAACAAUUUUAUUGUCAAGAUUCAAUCCCUAUUCAAUUACCUUCAUUACUCCCUCCAAUUCAAUUCAUUUAUGAAAUUGUUCCAAAUAAUACAUCAUUUCUUUUUAGCUCUUUAAAAGUCAAUGAAGAUGGUGAAAAGGUUCUUAGAGUAAAAGAUGCUCCUAUUAUCGAUUAUUAUGAUGACCUCCCUGACCUUCAUUCUUCUAAUUCAAUCAUCCAAAAAAUGCAACAAUCUAUCAAAAAUACUUUAGAUUGGAUGACUUCUAUUGCUAGAACAAAUUAUAGAACUCCAUUAGAUACUCAAAUUGUAAAAUUACUUAUUUAUGCUUUUCAAAAUUCUAAUGAUAUUAAAAUGAAAAUAAUUGCAGAAUCUGUUAAUAUUUUAAUAAAUGAAUGA